Messenger RNA from Aureobasidium vineae, 1032 nucleotides. The record is from the annotation of a GenBank genome assembly. Lineage: Eukaryota; Fungi; Ascomycota; Dothideomycetes; Dothideales; Saccotheciaceae.
AUGGCGCCCAUCGCCUUGUCACCACCUCGUGAAGCAUCGCCUCCUCCUCCAUCAACAGAAGCAGAGAUGUCUUCCUACCAAGGCUAUGACCACGUGCACUGGUACGUGGGCAAUGCCAAACAAGCAGCCGCCUACUACAUUGCACGCAUGGGCUUCGAGAAGAUCGCAUACAGAGGCUUGGAGACCGGGUCUAGAGGACUCGCCUCCUACGUCGUGCGCAACGGAGGCGUCACCUUCGUCUUGACUUCNCCUCUGCGUGGCCUGAGUAUGUUGCACGAUGUCCCCGAGGACGAGAGAGAAUUGGUCAGAGAAGUGCACAAGCAUCUUGAGACCCAUGGCGAUGCCGUCAAAGACGUGGCUUUCGAAGUCGACUGCGUGGAAUCAAUCUACAAUGCCGCAGUUUCGGCAGGCGCAACUUCCAUCAAAGCCCCCAACACCCUUCACGACGGCAAGCUCGGCUACGUCAAGACCGCCACCAUCCAAACCUACGGACAAACCACGCACACCCUAAUCGAGCGCCAAAACUACCGCGGCGUCUUCUUCCCUGGCUUCCGCCUCGAGCCCACGGCAAAGGANCCCCUGAACCUGCUUCUCCCACCUGUGACCCUCGAAGCCAUCGACCACUGCGUCGGCAACCAAGACUGGAACGAAAUGGAUGACGUCUGCGCCUACUACGAAAAAGCCCUCGGUUUCCACCGUUUCUGGUCUGUUGAUGACAAGGAAAUGUGCACCGAGUUUUCGGCGCUCAAGUCGGUGGUCAUGGCUUCUCCCAAUGAAGUUAUCAAGAUGCCCAUCAAUGAGCCUGCACAAGGAAAGAAGCAGUCUCAGAUUGAGGAGUAUGUUGACUUUUACGGUGGCGCUGGUGUCCAGCACGUGGCUUUCAAAACUACUGAUAUCCAUGUGCUGGACCGCCCUACUGUCUUUAUCGAAAUCAUCCAGCGUAACAACUUCGACGGCUUUGGUGCUGGUAACUUCAAGUCGCUCUUCGAGGCCAUCGAGAGAGAGCAGGAGGCCAGAGGCAAUUUGGUCUGA